GUCCGGUCCGCAGCCACGAUGGACGCGAUACCGUGCCUCCUGUUCGUCCUCCUGCUCGGGACAAGGAUACCGGAAAGCCCCGCCCUCCAGUGUCACUGCGACCGCUGCAGCGCCAACUCCAGCUGCACGACGGACGGCGUCUGCUUCGUCGCCAUCCGCAAGUCCGGCAGCACGCUGACCACGGAGCAGCGUCAGUGCGUCCGCGAGAACGAGCUGAUCCCCCGAGACCGGCCCUUCAUCUGCGCCCCGUCCGUCAAGAGGGACUCGGGCAUCUACCCCAUGUGCUGCAACACGGACUACUGCAACAAGGAGCCCAACCUGGAGAUCCUGCCCGAACCGUCUGAGAAGCCCCCCCCUCUGGGGCCCGUGGCCCUGGCGGCGGUGAUCGCCGGCCCCGUGUGCGUGCUCUGCCUGCUGCUGGUCCUGGCCUUCUACGUCUGCCACAGCCACCGCAGCGCCGGGGCCGGGGCCCAUCACCACCACCACCACCGGGUCCCCAACGAGGAGGACCCCUCCAUCGACCACCCCUUCAUCACCGUGGGGACCACGCUGAAGGACCUCAUCUACGACAUGACCACCUCGGGCUCCGGAUCAGGCCUGCCGCUGCUGGUCCAGAGGACCAUCGCCAGGACCAUCAUCCUCCAGGAGAGCAUCGGGAAGGGCCGCUUCGGGGAGGUGUGGCGGGGCAAGUGGCGCGGCGAGGAGGUGGCCGUGAAGAUCUUCUCCUCCCGCGAGGAGCGCUCCUGGUUCCGGGAGGCCGAGAUCUACCAGACCGUGAUGCUGAGGCACGAGAACAUCCUGGGCUUCAUCGCCGCCGACAACAAAGACAACGGGACGUGGACUCAGCUGUGGCUGGUGUCGGAUUACCACGAGCACGGCUCCCUGUUCGACUACCUGAACCGCUACACGGUGACGGUGGAGGGGAUGAUCAAGCUGUCGCUGUCCACGGCCAGCGGGCUGGCCCACCUGCACAUGGAGAUAGUGGGCACGCAAGGGAAGCCGGCCAUCGCCCACAGAGACCUGAAGUCAAAGAACAUCCUGGUGAAGAAGAACGGGACGUGCUGCAUCGCUGACCUGGGCCUCGCCGUCCGCCACGACUCGGCCACCGACACCAUCGACAUCGCCCCCAACCACCGAGUGGGAACCAAAAGGUACAUGGCUCCAGAGGUCCUGGACGACUCCAUCAACAUGAAGCACUUUGAGUCCUUCAAGCGGGCCGACAUCUACGCCAUGGGCCUGGUGUUCUGGGAGAUCGCCAGCCGCUGCUCCAUGGGGGGCAUCCACGAGGACUACCAGCUGCCCUACUACGACCUGGUGCAGUCGGACCCGUCGGUGGAGGAGAUGAGGAAGGUGGUGUGUGAGCAGAAGCUGAGGCCCAACAUCCCCAACCGCUGGCAGAGCUGUGAGGCCUUGCGGGUGAUGGCGAAGAUAAUGAGGGAGUGUUGGUACGCCAACAGCGCCGCCCGACUCACCGCUCUCCGGAUCAAGAAAACCUUGUCUCAACUCAGCCAACAGGAGGGAAUCAAGAUGUAGACACACACACACACACACACACACACACCUGUUACUGGCAUCCACAUCGAUAGCAUUAAGACCUUCAUCGCCUUCAUCGACUGUUCCUCCCUUUACUUUGAAGGGAAGUGAAGCCUCCUGGUCCCUUGUGCUCUUUCUAUUUUUUUAUUUUUUUACACCUCUCACCACCGCCAGUUAUUCAUUGACAAACUGCUGAGUCAUGCACCUGGGAGGGAGCAGCCGUGUGUGUGUGUGUGUGUUGCACUGGCCGUCACACACAUGUGAAAGGUUGUGCCUCACCUCCAUCUCCGCACCGAAAAGACCCAUCGGGAAAACCGGUGUCCAUCCCAAGCCCCGCCUCCAUCCCAAGCCCCGCCUCCACCGCUCGAUACAUGUCCAUCAGGUACACAGCAAAGGCUGCUGGGAAUUCACCUCGGAGGCCUCUGAGCUGCCGCCUCGGGUUUGGGGCGGUUUGCAAGCCCCACCGUGUUGUGUUCCAGGAGCGUUGGGAACCGGAGCGCUGAGCCCUGCUCCAGCAGAACCUCAUCAGCUGCAACAGUUUUGCACUUUUCUUCCUUUUCUUCCUUUUCUUCCAUUAUUACUGUGGCUCCUCCUCUUCUCCCCGUGUGGGCGGAGUCAGACAGGUCAGUUUAAUUUAUUGUUUAAAAAAAUAAUCAUGA
This is a messenger RNA of Pseudoliparis swirei, 2192 nucleotides long. It is a transcript of the gene tgfbr1b, whose product is annotated as transforming growth factor, beta receptor 1 b. Gene Ontology annotation, molecular function: ATP binding; transforming growth factor beta receptor activity, type I; activin binding. The transcript has 9 exons. Gene Ontology annotation, biological process: cellular response to growth factor stimulus; protein phosphorylation; heart development. Bases 19 to 1533 code for a protein of 504 amino acids. Gene Ontology annotation, cellular component: activin receptor complex; plasma membrane. Lineage: Eukaryota; Metazoa; Chordata; Actinopteri; Perciformes; Liparidae. The record is from RefSeq and is a predicted model, not a curated record.